AUGAAUACAGUUUGCUAACAAAAGACUGCUACUCCUUGUAGAUUUGAAACAACGCAAUCAUAUCUCCUUGAAUAAUCACCUAAAAUAUAGUAUAGAAGAGUAAAUUCUCCAGGUUUACCUGAUUGCUCUUUUAGAAAGAGUCAUAAAUCAUCAGUUGAUAAGCGGAAUUAUAUGACUUUGGGAUAGAUGGAUAUUUAAUAAUUAUUGAAACCUACAAGAUCACUUGAAGAGAGUCCUGAACAAAAGUUGAAAUGUUAUUAUGCAAAAGGAGAAGAAACUUUAGAUCAUUAUUAGCAUUCCUUCAAUCCAUAAUAAUAUAUGAGUUUAAAGGAAGAUAAGGAAAUAUAAGUAGAAGAGAAACCUUUUGAAUCUCCACCUAAAAUGGAAGUGUUUCAGAAACCAUAAUUAAGAAAGCAAAUGAAAAUGAUUGAUAAAAUUGAAAGUGAUAAGGUGAGCGUUGAGAUAUUUAUGUCUGAAUAAGAUGAGAAUUCCCUUAUUUUUACAGGUAUAACAAAAAGAAUAUUGCCUUCUCCUGAAGAAAACAAAUAAAUUUUAAUGCAGAAUUUGCAAUAAUUGUUUACUUCCAUUGACAAAAGUACAAAUUCAAAUAAAUUCUAAAAUUAUAUAAAGAUGGAAUCAUUAGAACAAUCAGUUUUCCAUUAACAUUUAAACAAGUCAACCUAAUAAGAUUUUCUUUCAAUCUCUUCUGCAUAAUCUAUUAAAUAAUAAAAAUGUUCUUCUUAAACCAAUUUUAGAAGAAAUUCAGCAAUUAUACCAAAAUAACAAUCAAAAUGGAAUAAUUCAACUAAAGCUGAUAAAUAAAAAAAUAAUUGUUUCUCUAAUAAAUAAUCAAAAAGUCCAUUUCUAAAAGCUCAAAAUCAAAAGGUUUCAAUUAGUAAACCAAAGUUAUAGCAAGUAAAUCUUAAUAUUCAGUCUCCUCAAAAAGUGCCAACUCAAAAAAAAUAAACAUAAUAGAAUAGAUCAACUGUAUAAAAAGUAAGAUCUUUUCAUAUCACUCCUGAAAAAAUAGACGAUUGCAUCUAUGAUGAAAGAUAUUUUAAAUGA
Messenger RNA from Paramecium primaurelia, 1065 nucleotides. Lineage: Eukaryota; Ciliophora; Oligohymenophorea; Peniculida; Parameciidae. The record is from the annotation of a GenBank genome assembly.